CGCGGCUGUUCGGCUGCCCAUAAGCAGUGGAGAGCUUCCAUAAUAAAUGAUACCCGGUACACCAGCUGUAUUUUCGCUCUAUAUGCAAAACAAACUUGACAAGCUUCCAGUCAUUCUCCCACUUUUAUCUUCCUUGAACUUUCAGUCCUCAGCGUACAUUUUUAACACCCUGAAAGACGAACAUGCCAGUGACUCUUACAGGCGGCUGCUUUUGUACCGAUCUUACCUAUCGUGUGUCUCUUGAUUCUCUGGACGACGCGAGGGUGACGCUAUGUCACUGUUCGAGCUGCAAGAAAGCGUUUGGAGGCGAUUUCGGCUUGACCGCAAAGAUCCCUGUCUCGAGUUUCCGGUAUAUUCAAGGUCAAGCAACAGAACACAAGGCGAAGAAUGGGGUGAAAAGAGAGUUCUGCGGUAUUUGCGGGAGCUACAUCCUUGAGUAUGGGGAAGCGGCCGCAAAUGAUUUCCGAUACAUUGUCGUCGGAUCCCUUGACGAACCUGCUGUUCUUCCACCCAAGGGUGAGUUCUUCUGCAAGAACAGAUUGGAGUGGAUGCCCCAGAUACCCAAUACUUUCCAAAAGCAAGAAAUAAAAGAGUAGGACGCUUUGCUGUCAAUGACUGAUGGACGAAUAGGAGCUGCGUAGUAGGGGUUGGCGGCACUAUAGCAUUUGUAGCAUGUUAAAUUGAAAGUUGAGGGGUUGAGUGAUUGUAGCCCUAGCAAAGUCUUAGUAUCGUAUACCGUAUCUCAAGAGAUUUAUAUUAAUCAUAUCACUAUCACGAAACCCUAUAGACUCCACUUAGGAGGACACAGCAACAUAAAUAAAACAAUUGAGCUCAAGACAAAGAACAUAGCUGGUCAGCUUAUGGCGAAGG
Molecule: messenger RNA, 870 nt
Organism: Cryptococcus deneoformans JEC21
Lineage: Eukaryota; Fungi; Basidiomycota; Tremellomycetes; Tremellales; Cryptococcaceae
Exons: 4
Coding region: 183-596 (137 amino acids)
Molecular function (GO): carbon-sulfur lyase activity
Source: RefSeq, a predicted model, not a curated record